Musca domestica (house fly) is the source of this 2636-nucleotide messenger RNA. RefSeq names its product lysosome-associated membrane glycoprotein 5. The transcript has 5 exons. Gene Ontology annotation, cellular component: membrane. The coding region runs from base 294 to 1172 and encodes 292 amino acids. The record is from RefSeq and is a predicted model, not a curated record. NCBI's taxonomy places the organism in Eukaryota, Metazoa, Arthropoda, Insecta, Diptera, Muscidae.
GUACAAACAAUUUCAUUCAUCAUUUGUACGCAGGACUCGUCACUCGCACUGGGAACGGUUUUCGUAUUUUUUCAUUAAAGCCAACCGAAAGGAAAGAAACGGGAGUGUUGAGAGUGUGUUCGUUCGUUCGUUGGAGCUUUUAUCAGAAGCAGAAGAAAAAAAAUAGAAAAAGAAAAGAUACAUUUUUAACAUUCCGCUGAGUAGCAUUGAAAGAACAAAUCCGAGUUAGAAUCAUUGACAAACUAAAGUAUUAUCGAAAUCCUGUGAUUCGUAUUCAAAGUUCAAGACCAAAGAUGACUGAUCUACUGAAAAUUCUGAGUAAAACCCAUUGGAAUUCAGUGCGUUAUGAUUUUCUAAUAAUCACGAGUAUACUUUUCUCGUUAAUGGUUACGUAUUGUCAAGGUCUACAACUGAAUUCACUUUCAACGAAAAUGCCCAGGGUUACCAGAUAUACGACAAAAUCGCCAGCGUCUUCAUCAAUGAACCACGAUGCCACCACGUCCAUUUACCGUUUCAAUGCCACCAACGGCAUCACCUGCAUCCUGAUUAGUGUUGAUGGCCUGAUCAGCAUUAAGUAUCGCAACAAGCUGAAUGAAGACGUUGAGGCCGAUUUGUAUUUGCCCGAUAAUCCAGUGUUGAGCGGCGAAUGUGUGGAGUCCAAUAUGGAACUGUUGACGCUGGAGUUCAAAGGCUUCAAACUAUCGAUGACGUUCAAAAAGUCAUCUGGCGGUGAAGGCUGGUACAUCAAUCUCUUCGAAUUAACGUACUCCUCGUCGAAUCCCCUAUUCGAACAUCCAGAUCGUCCAGGCUUAGAUGUUAAGUUAACUUCACCAUCUCACACGCCCAUGUAUUUCCCAACACCCGUGGGUAAAUCCUAUGUCUGCGACAAGGAACAAACGGUGUUAAUGUUCGCCCCACUGGACUCGGGUGAUCAGUCGGGUCACAUUGCACGGCUGUAUUUACGUGAUCUGCAUAUGCAAAGCUUUAUGUUCAAGGAAAGUGGUAAAUGGGGACCACCAUUCCAUUGCAGUGCCACCGGCUCGUAUCGGGAUGAGACGGCACCCUUGGCAGUGGGCACGGCAUUGGCGAUAGCUGUUUUACUAACCAUCUCAGGCUAUGGAGGAUGGAGAUAUUUCAAAAUCAAAAAGGUACAAUACGGCACCAUGGAAUAAAUGGGUUAAUCAGAGGAAGCAAAAAAACCCACAAACCUGAGUAUUAAACUAAGAAACCAAAUGAGAAAAAUAAUUAAAAGAAGGGAAGUGUGUGUGUAAAGAUAACUUAUUUUUGAUUAUUUAUUGGAAUUAUUUUUCAAGUUUGUUUUAAAGAAUAAAAGUAAAAAAUAAUUAAAAAACAAACAAAUGAAACCACAAAAAGUAACUAAUUAUAGUAAAAUGAAUUGCAAAUGUCUUCCAUAUUGUUAAAACUAAAUAAAAAAACAAAAACCAAUACUUAAAUUAACAAAAAAAAAAAAAAUAUUUAAAAACAUAUUUAAUAAAAACAAACAAAUCUUAAUAUUUUUAUUAUUGUUUUUUAUUAAAAUACAUUUUAUUGAAUUUCUUUGUAUUUCAAAUGUUUCCUUUAAUUUGGCACCUAAUUUUUGUAAUCUACCAAAUCUAACACCUUUUUCAAAUAAUCUCGAUGUUGUUAUUUCAAUUUAAUAAAAAAAAAAACAUAAAAAACAAACAGAAAUAUAUUGAAAAUGAAAAACAAACUCAGUACUAUUAAUUAUAUAUAAUAUAAAAUAAAUAAUAUAUAAAAUUUUUAGCCUAUAUUGGAAAUAUUGAAAACUAAACAAAAUAAGAAAAAGAAAAAGAAAACAUAACAAACCUAUUCUAAGAUGUUGAAACGUUUAAAUCAUAUCCAAACUGAAAUUAUAUAUUGAAAACUAAAAAAAAUAACAACCAAAACAUAAAUCUGAAAAUAAAAAUGUAUACAUACAUAUAUAUAGAGCAGCAUUGCCACCAAAAAAAAAAAGAAAAUCUGAAACAAAAUAACGACCGUAUCUAAAAUGCCAUAAUAGACCAUGCAUACCAAACAUAUACAUAUACUGGACAUACAUAGGCGUUCAAAAUUUGUUUCUUUAUUGCCAAAAACCAAAUUGAAUACCAUACAUAAAAAACUAGGCGAUAGUUACAACAAAACCGAAAUGCUAAACCAAUUUCGAAUUUCCUAUUAAAGCUGCAAUUUGAAACCAAAAUUAUUUACAACAAGAACAAAACAAAUUUAGUAUAAAGUUGUUUAUAUUCAAUAUUUUAAUUAACAGUUACAAAGUAUUAAAACAAACGUCAUUACCAUUAUUGCGAUUUUUAUGAUUAUUACUUAGAAUAGUUUUCUGUUCGAAAUUCAUCAUCACUGAAAUCAUUGCAUCAUGUACCUUCAGCCGAAAUUGUAAACCAAAACAAAUCACAAACAACGUCAUGUUGAUAAAAGAAGAGAUUUCCUUACAAAAACAAGUGAGACAUACUGAAAACAAUAUUAUAUUUAACAAACAGCCCAUUAUAACAGAAAUUAAACAUUGCAAAAACUUAAUUAUAAACAAAAAAUAAUUUCCACAUAAUAAAAAAAUACAUUAAAAACCUUAAAUAAAUUUAUCAUUAUGUUAUCAGACAAAACCCCACUUGAAAACAAGGAUUUUG